AUGUCGUCUCCUCGCCCCGCGUCUCUCCCCGCCCAGGGCAAGCCUCCACCACCCUCGCCAGGCUCGUCCGCCGCUCAGCAGGGCCAGCAGUCCAAGCCCAAGAAGCAGCCCUCGGCAAAGGACCAGGCCAAAGCCGCAAAGGCCGCCCGCCGCGCCCAAAAGGUCCAAGACGCGCCGUCCGCACCGACAGACGCAGACGACCCCGCCAAGAAGGGCCAGCAGGGCCAGCAGAGCACCGCAAAGGGCAAGAACAACCAGGCCAAGGGCGGCGCCCAGGCGGGACAGGGCAAGGGCGACGGCGCGUCCGCACUCGCGCACCAGGGCGGCGGCGGCGGCGGUCAAGGCGGCCAUGGUGGCCAGAACGGCGCAGGGGGCCAAAAGGGCGGCAACGGAGGCGGCGGCGGCGACUCGGCGAGCGCGCACGGCGGCGCAGCGAGCGACACGCUCCAGCCCUUCCUCCACCUCGACCUCCCGCUCCCUUCGUCGAGCCUGAGCCACUCGGCAAAGAGCUCGACCGCCAACCUGCACCCGAGCAUCAUCCGCCUCGCCCUCCAGUACUCCGAGUUCAAGGUUGUCGGCGCCAACGCUCGCUGCAUCGCCAUGCUCGAGGCGUUCAAGGACAUCAUCUCGUCGUACACGCCGCCGCCGCAGACGUCGCUCACGCGCCACCUCCCGACGACGCACCUCAACCCGCAAAUCGCCCACCUCAUCCGCGCCCGCCCCUUGUCCGUCUCGAUGGGCACCGCCAUCCGCUACCUCAAGUACGAAAUCAGUUUGAUCGAGAUGGAGAUGGACCUCGACGAGGCCAAGCAGCUCCUCCUGUCCAAGAUCGACUCGUUCAUCCGCGACCGCAUCUUGCUCGCGUCGAGGGUCAUCGAGCAGCACGCCGUCGACAAGAUCAACGACGGCGACGUCAUCCUCACCUAUGCCCGGUCGAGCGUCGUCGAGGGCGUCCUCCUCGAGGCCAAGCGCCAGGGCAAGGAGUUCAGCGUCGUCGUCGUCGACUCGCGGCCGCUGUACGAGGGCAAGCACCUCCUGCACUCGCUCCGCCUCGCGUCCAUCCCGACCACCUACGUCCUCCUCCCCGCCCUGUCGCUCGUCCUCCCGCGCGUGUCGCUGUGCCUCCUCGGCACGCACGCCCUCCUGUCCAACGGCAGCAUGUUUUCGCGAGCGGGCACGGCCAUGGUCGCCAUGAUGCUCAGGGAAAAGGGCGUCCCCGUCGUGUGCUGCUGCGAGACGUACAAGUUCUCGGAGCGCGUCAUGCUCGACUCGAUCGUCGGCAACGAGCGAGCCACGCCCCUGCCGCUCCCGUCCGACCUUGCCUCUCCCGCCGCCGCACCCACCACCACCUCGAAGCCCUCUACCGCCGCCCCGAGCGCACCCUCCCUCCCGACCAACCUCUCGCCCCUCUCGCUCCUGUACGACGUCUCGCGCCCGGAGGAUGUCACGGUCGUCAUCACCGAGGCGGGCCUCAUCCCGGUCCAGAGCGUGCCGGUCCUCCUGCGGGACUACAAGCCCGUGCAGGGGAGGAACUCGUAG
Molecule: messenger RNA, 1539 nt
Organism: Rhodotorula graminis WP1
Lineage: Eukaryota; Fungi; Basidiomycota; Microbotryomycetes; Sporidiobolales; Sporidiobolaceae
Exons: 4
Coding region: 1-1539 (512 amino acids)
Source: RefSeq, a predicted model, not a curated record